Messenger RNA from Actinia tenebrosa (Australian red waratah sea anemone), 2645 nucleotides. RefSeq lists its product as uncharacterized. The record is from RefSeq and is a predicted model, not a curated record. NCBI's taxonomy places the organism in Eukaryota, Metazoa, Cnidaria, Anthozoa, Actiniaria, Actiniidae.
AUGGCUACAUUCAAAUCGCUCAAAGACAUCACAGACACCUUCGAAAGAGAGCUCACUUGUUCGAAUUGUACAGAAAUAUUUACCCAUCCCAAGACUCUGUUAUGUCUUCAUAGUUUUUGUACACAAUGCAUCGCUCAGUGUUACGAGACAAGCGGGGAUCAAGGCAACAAUCGAAUGAACUGUCCGAUUUGCAAGACGACGAUAGUUGUGCCAGAAGGCGAUCCUUCCAAGCUUCCUUCUUCAUUUUACUUGGAUUCUCUCCUGCUGUUGCUUACAUACAUACAUACUUUUAUUUGUUAAGCAGGUUAACUAAACUACUCAGCCACAGGCUGAUGUGGACCUGCAUUCAUUCGAUGAAAAGUAAAGCUAAUCAACCAGGAUCAGUAUCUCAUUGUGUUCGUUGUUGUGAACAUCCGCGAGUCUUGGUAGCAUUUUGUGUGCAGUGUAAUGGCUUGAUAUGUGAGACUUGCUUCAAGGCCCACCGGUUAUUCAAAGAAAUACAAGUUGAACACCAGCCAAUAAAGCUCGAUCAAUUUAAUGAGAAAUUUGUAAGCAGUUUUAUCAAAAACCAGAUGGUGUGUAAGUCCCAUGAAAAAAAGAAGCUGGAAUACUACUGUCAAGAGGAAACAUGUAGACUCAGCGUUUGUAAAGAAUGUGCUGCUUUGGAUCAUCAAAACCACCAACUGCAGAGCUUAGAAGACGCUGGACAGGACUCAAGGAAAUUGAUCGAAGGAGCGAUGAAUCGAGUCGAGCAACGGAAAGACAGCUACGGAAAAGAAUUAGAACACUCUAAAGAAAACAUAGAGAGAAUUCAAAAAGAGAUUGACGUGGCAGAGAGGGAUGUUGAUGACGUGGUUAAAAUGAUAUGUGAUAUAGCCAAAGAUCACGGAAGAGCGAUGAAGGAGGAACUGAAGCAGACGCUCCAGGAAUUAACAACAGAAAAUAAUGAAGAGCAAACGGCUAUUCAAACAAAAGUAAAAGAUUCAGAUGAAUUUGUGCUACAUUGCCGAGCACUGUUGGAGAGAGAUGUAGCAUAUGAGGAAAUCAAAAGUAAGGAAAUGAUUCUAGAAAGAGGUAAAAUGUUAAUACACCGAUCCCUCAAGCUCCGCCCCUUCAUAGCAACGCAUAGCAACCAGGCAACCUCGGACAUUAAAUCCAAUAUGGCGGUUCCUUGCGUUACAUCGAUGAAUGCAUUACCCAAAGAUUUUGGAUUAAACUUCUUCGGAUCACGACCUCCAAUCCAGCGUAACGUGACAACACGUUACUCUGUGACAGAGCAAGUCAUGCAAUCGCUGCAAGACAUCGGCAGGAUUGUGAAGAAUGUGACGGACCCUGCUCGAUCCACAAUUGAAUCAGUGAAGAAAAUUCGUCCGGGUUUUAUAAACGAGUGCAAGAUAAUCACCAGGAAUACAGAAGGAGAAGUGUGUCCCACAAGAAUCGAGUCUAUUGAUGUUAGAAUCAAAGAUGCGGAAGGCAACGAGGUGGAAAUGAAAGUGUCUGAAGAGCAAACUGGAAAAUACCGUGUGAGUUUUAAACCACAACAAAAUGGACGGCACGAAAUUCAGGUGAAUAUUGGAAGAGAAAGGAUCAUGAACUCGCCUCAGAACGCAGAUAUACUCGAUGUGAAGGAGUUGUUCAAACCUUUGAAAGUCUUUGGACGAAGUGGAAUUGAUAAAGGACAGUUUAAUUAUCCAUGUUCGAUAGCAGUCAGUGAUAAUGGAGAGAUAGCCAUUGCUGAAUGGGGUAAUCACCGUAUUCAAAUAUUCAGUCUUGAUGGAAACUAUUUAAGAAAGUUUGUCAUCAGAAGAACAAGAGAAGGUCAACGGUAUUAUCCAUGUGGAGUGAUGUUUAAUGGAGACAGCCGAAUAAUUCUUAGUGAAUAUGCAACAGAUGGUAAAGACAGGAUGCGAGAGUUAAACUUAAACGGUUCUUGUAUCAAAACCAUCUACAGACAUGACCAAUGGUUUGCACCGCGUGGAAUGUGUGUUAAUGAUGAUAAAAACAUCGCAGUGUGCUGUCGGGGAAAACAAGAACUGGGUAUCAAACCUAGUAUCAAGGUGUUCAGUAAACAAGGAGAUUUAGUUCAUGAGUUUGAUAUGCCUGAUAAUAAUGGACAGCCCUGGUACAUCACCUAUGGUAACGGCAAAUACUUUGUAUCUUAUUAUGACAUAAACUAUGUUAGUGUUUUUGAUGUGAAUGGAGUUUUCUUGUACAAGUUUGGGGAAGAGGGAGAAAGAGACGGUCAGUUUAAUGGUGUACAUGGACUGGCUGUUUAUGGUCCAGACAUGAUUCUUGUCUGUGAUCGUUAUAAUAACCGUGUUCAACUUUUCACACAAGAAGGUCAGUUUAUAAGGUCAUUUGGUGCUGGAUACGGUUCAGGUGUUGGUCAGAUGGCUGGUCCUAUCGAUGUAGUAGUUACAGCUGAUGGUCGAGUGUUUGUGGUAGAAUGUUUGGGUGGUAGAGUUACUGUUUGGUUUUAAUAGAGAUACCAACCAUUCAACACUUUUGAAAACACAUCUAUAUACCUCUCAUGAGUACAGUGAAAUUCUAAUAACACUUUCAAUAUUUUUUCCACUUGAGAAAAACAUUGAUUUUGUCUCAUCACUGACGAGUUAAUUUGAAAUUAGUAUUUCUUAGUUUUCUAG